Messenger RNA from Etheostoma cragini (Arkansas darter), 2613 nucleotides. RefSeq lists its product as uncharacterized. Gene Ontology annotation, cellular component: nuclear envelope; meiotic nuclear membrane microtubule tethering complex. The coding region runs from base 1 to 2613 and encodes 870 amino acids. The record is from RefSeq and is a predicted model, not a curated record. NCBI's taxonomy places the organism in Eukaryota, Metazoa, Chordata, Actinopteri, Perciformes, Percidae. The transcript is spliced from 9 exons.
AUGGAGAUCCAAGAAGAUAACGGAGAUCCAGAAGGCCCCCCCACCCAGGCCCAGGUCUGCUCUGGAGAAACCCUCUCCACCCAGGCCCAGGUCUGCUCUGGAGAAGCCCUCCCCCCCACCCAGGCCCAGGUCUGCUCUGGAGAAGCCCUCCGCCCCACCCAGGCCCAGGUCUGCUCUGGAAAAGCCCUCCCCCCCACCCAGGCCCAGGUCUGCUCUGGAGAAGCCCUCCCCCCCACCCAGGCCCAGGUCUGGUCUGGAGAAUCCCGCCCCAAAAAGCCCUCGCUUUGGAAGAGAAUUAAGGGUUUCUUCAGAAAGAAAUUCAGACCCACCAGAAGCCAAGAGGAGUCUGAUGAGGAGGCGUCCACAAGAGACGAGGAACCCAAACCGGACCGCUCUGAUAUGAAUGAUGAGUUCAAGGACACAUUCAAUGACUCAGAGAGUGAAGGCGUAUCCGACAGGAAAGACCUCGAGAACCAGCAGGGGGGGUCUGACGGUGAGGCUUCGGCUACAGGAGACAACGGACCGAACCGUUCUGAUAUGAACGAUGAGUUCAAGGACACAUCCAGCUCGCAGAAACCAGACAAUAACUCAAAAAGCGAAGGCAACCACAUCAGGAAAGACCUCGAAAACCAGCAGUGGUGGUCUGAUGAUGAGGAGUCAACUUCAGGAGACAACGGACCGGACCGCUGUGACAUGAAUGAUGAGUUCAAGGACACAUUCAGUGACUCAGAGAGCGAAUUCGGGUCCGACAAGAAAGACCUGGACUGGAAGUCUGACAAGGCGUCAAACAGUCAAGUCUUCACCAACGGAUCAGAACAGGACUCUGAAAACAAAGGGGACUACAUCAGGAAAGACCUGGAGAACCAGCAGGGGGGGUCUGAUGAUGUGGAGUCAACUUCAGGAGACAACGGACCGGGCCGCUCUGAUAUGAAUGAUGAGUUCAAGGACACAUUCAGCUCGCAGGAACCAGACAAUGACUCAGAGAGCGAAGACGGGUCCAGAGACCUGGACUGGAAGUCUGACGAGGCGUCAAACAGUCAAGUCUUCACCAACGGAUCAGAACAGGUCUCUGAAAACAAAGGGGACUACAUCUGGAAAGACCUCGAGAACCAGCAGGGGGGGUCUGAUGAAGACACGUUGACUACAAGAGACAACGGACCGGACCGCUGUGAUAUGAAUGAUGAGUUCAAGGACACAUCCAGCUCGCAGGAACCAGACAAUGACUCAAAAGGCGAAGACGACUACAUCAGGAAAGACCUCGACUGGAAGCAGGGGGGGUCUGACGAAGACUCGGCAAGCCAAGGCGGGUCCGACAGUGAAGACGAGGACUGGAGUUGGGGGGACUCCGAUGACGAGAUCACAGUCAGGUCCUUCCCAUGUUGGGACGACCCCCUCGACUGGGAGUGGUGGGGGCUGGGUGGUGAGUUCAGGGGUCCACGUGGGUUCCUGGAAGGAGAGUCCCUCUAUGACGUCUACAAGAAGCAGGGGGGGUCGGAGGACUCUGGGGCCUUCGAGGCCUGGGAGGGUGUAACCGGCGUGCCGUCUCGGCCAGGUCUCUCUCGGAAAAGAGAUUUCCAUCCCAAGGGACAGCCUGAGAUCUCCAAUCUCAGAGGCUGUUGUUCCCCUCAGUCACUCAGACCCAAACACACAGGAAGACCAGGUCCAGGUGCACCAGAGAGCCAGCUGAUCUGUGAGAUCAUCACACUUCUCCAACGCAGAGAUCAGCACGCAGCUCGGUCCAAACCCGCGGGUGCGCUUGAUUCAUCGGCACGGGUGAAGCUGGGCGGAGCUAUCGGAGGACUUUGCAGGAGGAUGAAAAUCCUGCAGAAGGGAGUUAAAUCAAGCGCGCCUGAAGAGAAAUCCCAUUAUUCAGAGAGAGAGACUUCUGUACUGCCUCAGGUGGUAGAGGCCAACGUGAUGUCAGGAUGCCACGACUCCCACCUGACCCACCCCACUUCAGGUUGCCACGGUGAUGCCCCCCCGGCAGCUGAGGGCAGUGGACAGGAAGUGACCCGCAUGGAGGCGUUCCCGGUUCCUUCGGAGUCUGCUUUGCUUUUCACUGAGGAGGAAACGCAGCGAUGGGACGGCAGCUGGAGCCAAGAUGGAGACCUGCGGGCGUGUGGACAGCUCGAGAGGAGGUGGCUCCUCUGGCACGACUUCAUGACCGAACACGCCCACCUGGACGCCUGGCUGCUAUUGGCUGAGCAGGCUGUCAGUUCCCCUGGCCCCGCCCACAUUUCAUAUGUCACCGCGAAAGACGACCUGAGGAAGUUUGAGAGGCUGCGGUGCGAGGCCGGUCCCCGCCUGGUCCAGUUGGACGGGCUGACCCGGAGGAAUCGGACGCUGACUCGGCUGUUUCGGGGCGGUGUGCAGACUCGGCUGCUGGCGGCGGCGAGGCGGUGCGGGCAGCGAUGGGACGACGUGAGCGCCAAACUGGAAUCCAUCACCGGGAGACUGAAGCUUUUUGUCUCGGAGUGGGAGGGGUUUGAGGCCGAGAGGGAGGAGCUAGCUCUCUGGUUGGCUGACCUGGACGUCCGUCUGACGGAUGUGGAUCACCUGACGGGAAACACUUGCGAGAAGCUGCGCCGACUGCAGGUGUGUGUGUGUCGAUGA